Pogona vitticeps (central bearded dragon) is the source of this 1790-nucleotide messenger RNA. NCBI's taxonomy places the organism in Eukaryota, Metazoa, Chordata, Lepidosauria, Squamata, Agamidae. The record is from RefSeq and is a predicted model, not a curated record.
CCACCCCACCCCGCGGAGAAUGGGGCCAGUGCUCCUCAGGCGGGGAGGUUGCCUCCUGCUUUGGAUGGCACUGCUCCUUGGAUGCUGGGCUGAGCUUGGCAGUGGCCUUGAGUUCCCAGGAGCAGAAGGCCAGUGGACUCGUUUCCCUAAAUGGAAUGCCUGCUGCGAGAGCGAGAUGAGCUUCAACAUGAAGACCCGCAGUUCCAGUGGCUUGGUCCUUUACUUCGAUGACGAGGGUUUCUGUGAUUUCUUGGAGCUAAUUCUGACCCAAGGCGGGAGGCUUCAGCUGAGCUUCUCCAUCUUCUGCGCCGAACCUGCCGUCUUGCUAUCCGAUAUGGCCAUCAACGACAACCUGUGGCACACCGUCGUCAUCCGGCGCAAUUUUAAGAACACGACACUAUUAAUUGAUCAGUCUGAGGCGAAGUGGGUGGAAGUGAAAUCGAAGCGGCGGGACAUGACGGUCUUCAGUGGUCUUUUUCUAGGAGGGUUGCCUCCCGAGCUGCGCUCACCUACGUUAAAAGUAACGCUCUCCUCGGUGAAGGACCGGGAACCCUUCAAAGGAUGGAUAACUGACGUAAGGGUCAACUACACACAGUCCUCACCUGUGGAGAGUCAAGAAGUGCGGCUGGAUGAUGAACAGAGUCACUUGUGUGCCAGAGAUGACGUUUGCCUGAACGGUGGCGUCUGCUCUGUGCUAAAUGACCAAGCCGUGUGCGACUGCUCCCAAACUGGUUUCCGUGGGAAGGACUGCAGCGAAGAAGACAACUAUGUGGAAGGUCUGGCGCACUUGAUGAUGGGCGACCAAGGUAAAAGUAAAGAAAAUGCUGCUCUUUUUGCAAAACCCGAACCCCGACCCUAUCCAGGCAAAGAAGAAUACAUCGCAACAUUCAAGGGGUCAGAGUAUUUCUGCUAUGACUUGUCUCAAAAUCCUAUCCAGAGCAGCAGCGACGAAAUAACUCUGUCGUUUAAAACUCUGCAGAGGAAUGGACUGAUGCUUCACACUGGGAAAUCAGCCGAUUAUGUCAACCUUGCCCUGAAAAACGGAGCUGUCUCCUUAGUUAUUAAUUUGGGCUCAGGGGCCUUUGAAGCGCUGGUGGAACCUGUGAAUGGGAAAUUUAAUGACAAUGCCUGGCAUGAUGUGAAAGUAACCAGGAAUCUGCGUCAGCACUCAGGCAUUGGACACGCUAUGGUGACAAUAUCAGUGGAUGGAAUUCUGACCACGACGGGCUACACGCAAGAAGACUACACCAUGUUGGGCUCCGAUGACUUUUUCUAUGUUGGCGGCAGUCCUAGCACGGCAGACUUGCCAGGCUCACCAGUCAGUAACAACUUUAUGGGCUGUCUCAAAGAGGUGGUGUAUAAGAACAACGAUGUGCGGCUAGAAUUGUCUCGACUUGCUAAACAAGGAGAUCCUAAGAUGAAGAUCCAUGGUGUUGUAGCAUUUAAAUGUGAAAAUGUAGCAACCUUAGACCCAAUUACAUUUGAAACACCAGAAUCUUUUAUUUCUUUGCCAAAGUGGAAUGCCAAGAAAACAGGCUCAAUAUCAUUUGACUUCCGCACAACUGAGCCCAAUGGGUUAAUACUUUUCAGCCACGGCAAACCACGCCAUCAGAAAGAUGCCAAACAUCCGCAAAUGGUCAAAGUUGACUUCUUUGCUAUUGAGAUGCUUGAUGGCCAUCUCUACCUGCUACUGGACAUGGGAUCUGGUACGAUUAAAAUAAAAGCUUUACAAAAGAAAGUGAAUGAUGGAGAAUGGUACCACGUAGACUUUCAGAGAGACGGACGAUCUG